GCACCUCAGUCUAAUAUCACCUCAUUCAUUCGUGAUCUCCAGGCUCAAUUGCUCCCCUCCGGCCAUUCCACUCCACUCUCACGAGUUAAUCUCGAACCAAAAUCCGGGUGAACACCCUCUUCUCCGCUCAUACACUUCUUUUCCCUUCUUCUUCUAGCUCAAUUGGCUGUCUCGCAACGACAAUGCUGUACAGAACUACUGCUGCCCGCUCUGUGCUCAGAGCUCUCCAGAGCUCCAACGCCUCGGUCGCUCGCUCGGCCCUGUCCAACAAUGUCUUCAAGGCUCCGUUGACCUCUUCCGCUCGUUUCCCCGUUCGCCCGACCACCACCCCCAACCUCGCUCUGGCUAUUCGCAAGCCUGUCACCACCGCCCUUGUCCGCCAUGCUUCCACCGCCCACAAGGAGGGUGAGGAGGACACCGACAUGAUGGCCGGUAUGAAGGCCGAGGCUAAAGUGAUCAAGGACACCUUCAGCCUGGCGUCCGUCCCCAAGGAGGCUCUCUACCUCGGAAUGGCCGGUGUCAUCCCCUACCUUGCUACCUCCCUUGAGACCGUCUACCUCUCCUGGGAGAUCAAGACCGCCGCCGUUGCCGGUGAUGGUCUGCUCUUCUCUGGCCAGAGCGCCGAGUUGCUGUUGCACUUGCUCGAGCCCGUCCAGGUCGGCUACGGAGCUGUCAUCCUCUCCUUCCUCGGCGCCGUGCACUGGGGUCUCGAGUGGGCCGGUUACGGCGGCAAGUACGGCUACAGACGCUACGCGGCGGGUAUUGUCGCGCCGGCCGUGGCCUGGCCGACUCUGCUGCUCCCCGUGGAGUACGCUCUGAUCUCGCAAUUCCUCGCCUUCACCUUCCUGUACUACAACGACGCCCGUGCCGCCGCCGCCGGCCGCGCCCCGGCCUGGUACGGCAUGUACCGCUUCGUGCUGACCUUCAUCGUCGGAGCCAGCAUCGUCGCCAGCCUGAUCGGCCGCGAGCAGAUCUCCGGUACCCUCACCGGCGAGCACACCAUCAAGGACAAGAUCAACGCCCUGAUCUUCCUGCAGAAGAAGGAGAAGGAGGAGGCCGAGGCCCGCAAGCGUGCCGAGCUCGAGGACGCUGAGUAAAUAAUUUCCUCUCAAAUGUAUAACCUAGCUCCCUAAAGGCCGAGUGAGGGCGCGUUGUUUUUCUCAAGCCUGGUGUUUGACUUUCCCGAACGAAACAAAAGAGAAAGCCCGGUAGCAGGAGCUUGUGACAGUAGUGUUGGGGUGAUGUAUUGAUCUUCGAUUUUGAUAUUGUCCACAUCUUGGUCGACUCUGUCGUUUGUUGUAGAUUACAAUGCGAGAUUUCCACCAUCCCCUUCCCAGCAGGAGGAUGCUGGGGGUUUUUUACAUUUGUCAUCAAACC
Molecule: messenger RNA, 1377 nt
Organism: Aspergillus homomorphus CBS 101889
Lineage: Eukaryota; Fungi; Ascomycota; Eurotiomycetes; Eurotiales; Aspergillaceae
Product: DUF3429 domain-containing protein
Exons: 5
Coding region: 183-1097 (304 amino acids)
Source: RefSeq, a predicted model, not a curated record